Messenger RNA from Antechinus flavipes (yellow-footed antechinus), 1802 nucleotides. It is a transcript of the gene RBM45, whose product is annotated as RNA binding motif protein 45. The transcript is spliced from 10 exons. The coding region runs from base 103 to 1536 and encodes 477 amino acids. NCBI's taxonomy places the organism in Eukaryota, Metazoa, Chordata, Mammalia, Dasyuromorphia, Dasyuridae. The record is from RefSeq and is a predicted model, not a curated record. Gene Ontology annotation, cellular component: ribonucleoprotein complex; cytosol; nucleus. Gene Ontology annotation, molecular function: mRNA 3'-UTR binding; poly(A) binding; poly(U) RNA binding.
ACGGCCGUCGGUAUCCAGGGUAGGGGGAGAAUAACGGCCACGGCGGGGACCACGGAGAUCGAAAGGGACGACUGGUGGUGUUCGGGCGGUGUUUGGGGCGCCAUGGACGAAGCUAGCAGCUGUGGCAGCGGAGGCGGCUUCCGCCCCGGGGUGGACAGCCUGGAUGAGCCGCCCAACAGCCGCAUCUUCCUAGUGAUCAGCAAGUAUACGCCGGAGUCGGUGUUGAGGGAACGCUUCUCGCCCUUUGGGGAGAUCCAGGACAUCUGGGUGGUGCGGGACAAGCACACCAAGGAGUCCAAAGGCAUCGCCUUCAUCAAGUUCGCCCGCAGUUCGCAGGCCUGCAGAGCCAUGGAGGAGAUGCACGGACAGUGUCUCAGCCCCAGCGACUCCAAGCCCAUUAAGGUUUUUAUUGCCCAAGCAAGAUCAUCUGGGAGCCACAGAGAUGUUGAAGAUGAAGAACUUACAAGAAUCUUUGUUAUGAUACCAAAAUCAUACACUGAAGAAGAUCUAAGGGAUAAAUUUAAGGUCUAUGGAGACAUCGAGUAUUGCAGCAUUAUAAAGAAUAAAACCACUGGAGAAAGUAAAGGUUUGGGCUAUGUAAGAUACUUAAAGCCAUCACAAGCGGCCCAGGCCAUAGAAAACUGUGAUCGAAGUUUUAGAGCAAUCUUGGCUGAACCUAAAAAUAAAGCAUCUGAAUCUUCUGAACAAGAUUAUUAUAGUAGUGUGAGGCAAGAGGCAUUGGGACAUGAACAUAGAGUAAAUAUGUUUCCUUUUGAAGAACAGCCAGAAUUUCCCUCUUUUGAAAAGAAUGAUAUCCGAGGCCAGGAGACCAUCUCCAAACGCUUGUCAGUGGUAUCACGAGUUCCUUUGACACAAGAGCAGCUCUACAGCAUUUUUGAUAUAGUCCCAGGCUUGGAAUAUUGUGAAGUUCAACGAGAUCCUUAUUCUAACUAUGGUCAUGGAGUGGUUCGGUAUUUUAAUGUAGCUUCAGCUAUAUAUGCAAAGUAUAAGCUGCAUGGAUUUCAGUAUCCUCCUGGAAAUCGGAUAGGUGUCUCAUUCCUUGAAGAUGGAAGCAAUGGAACAGACCUCCUUAGGAAAAUGGCAACCCAGAUGGUCGCUGCACAGCUUGCAUCAAUGGUGUGGAAUAAUCCUGGUCAGCAACAAUUUCUAGCAUCUUUGCAAUUUGGAGGAAAUUCUGGGUCUCAGUUGCCUCAAAUUCAAACAGAUAUUGUGCUUCCAUCAUGUAAAAAGAAUGCCCCACCUGAAACCGCUGUGAAGGAAAGACUUUUUAUUGUGUUUAAUCCUCAUCCCUUACCUUUGGACGUAUUGGAGGAUAUAUUCUGUCGUUUUGGGAAUCUGAUUGAAGUCUACCUUGUAUCAGGAAAAAAUGUGGGGUAUGCCAAGUAUGCAGAUAGAACAAGUGCUAAUGAUGCCAUAGCUACUUUACAUGGAAAAAUUUUGAAUGGCGUCAGACUUAAAGUUAUGUUGGCAGAUUCACCCAGAGAAGAAUCUAACAAAAGGCAAAGAACAUAUUGAUCAUACAGAACAGAUACUAAAUAAUGACAUAACCCUCAGCUGACUGACUGAAAAAUGUGACUGGACGCACUCCCUGUGGACAGUUGACAGCUUUUUUUUGUAUAAUUUGCUAGUUUGUGCACAACAUUGUCUUGUUGGGGGGAGCAGAAUUUGCAGACAUGUAUUUUAAAUCCACCCAUUAAUGCUAAAAGUAAUACAGUAGUUGUUUGGAGAGAAAUGUGUUUUGUUAUGUUUAGAAGAAAUAAAGUUUUCUUUGUUUCACUAAA